ACCAUAUUGUUCGGCUCAUCAAUAUAUUAGCCAAAUAUUAUCUCAAUUGCACCCACAAGUCCGAAAUGAUACUGAAAGACGCGGAAAGAGGUGUAAAAUGUGACAUUAUAGUCGUGGACGCCUAUGUGACCACAAACUGGUAUUGUGGAUUACUCUAAUGGACGACAAGAUGCUCAUCGAUUCAAACUAGCGCCCUACUUUAACAGCGCGCCAUUGUGUGGUUCUGUAUCGUCCACUAACCCAAUCCAAUUCGAUCGCUCAUCACGGCCAUGGGAGAGCUCGAGAUCGACAGAAAAUUGGAGGGUACGAUUGUGUAUGCUGUUCUGGGCAGGCUUCACUAUGGCUUCGACAUUUUUACUCUCGACCUCCCUCACCACCUUUCUCUGCAUUCACAGCCCAAAUUUCCCAACCACAAAAGACUCACCGACGGAAAAUCUAUUAACUACAAUGCCCAGUUCGUCACUCCCUCAGACGCCAAGCUUCUCCUCCAAGGACCAGCCCUUCAAUCACCAGAAUCCAGGCCACACUAUGAAGAAGAGGAACAAGAAAUGCUCGUUUAUGUAUCAGAGAGAACGGGAAAUGCCAGGCUCCAUUUCAGCUCCGCAAAGGCAAUCGGGCCCGUUUUGGGUCCACUGAAGGGCACAGUGAAUGAUCUCGGGAACCCUGCAUUCUUCUUUGACAGACCCCUGAUAAGAAACGGAAUGGCCUAUUUUGUGUCAAUGCAAGAGCCUCCGGACAAAUUGCCCAAGAGCUGGUGUGCAGUCUAUGCUACCUGCCUUAAAACUGGCCAGACAAUUCGCCUUACUCCUCCUGGAGUAGUGGACUACAGCCCUGCAGUUUCUCCUUCUGGUAAGUGGUUAAUGGUAGCUUCCUAUGGGGCAAAAGAUUGGGAGAGAGACCACAUUCAGGAGCUCCACACCGAUCUAUAUGUUUUCAAGGCCGAAGAUGGGUUAUGCAGGCGGAUGGUUGCAGAGCAAGGAGGCUGGCCCAGUUGGGCGGAUGAGAAUACUGUGUAUUUUCACAGGAGAGCAGAAGAUGGUUGGUGGAGCAUCUAUAGAUUGGACCUUUUCGAUGGAUCGAUUCAACCAGAGCGCAUUACUCCGCCCUCUGUGGACGCCUUCACCCCCUGCGCUUCUGUCACUGGGAACUGGAUAGCGGUCGCUACACGCAGACCAGGGUCCAAAUUCAGGCAUAUUGAAAUCUUCGACCUGCAGUCGAAAUCUUUUAUACCAGUCACAGAGUCCAUCAGUCCGGGUGUUCAUCACUACAAUCCUUUCAUCUCGUCACAUUCCCUUAAACUGGGCUUCCACAGAUUCAGGGGCGAAGAUGCCGAGGACGCCGACACGGUUGUUCCUGUCUUAGAACCUGUGGAAUCCCCAAUUCCGAAGUUGAAAUUACAGAGGAUAAAUGGCGCCUUCCCGGCGUUUUCUCCAGAUGGGUUUCUGAUAGCUUUCAACCCUAAUGUUGGUGUCCCGGACGGCGGAGUUCAAGUGGUGAAAUCGGAUGGAUCGAAGCGAUGGGAGUUGUUCAAAGGCCCUGCAUUUGCAGUGGCAUGGAAUGGCAAACACCAAGGCCUCUUGUAUGCCUCUGUUGGCCCUGUUUUUGCUCCCAAUCAAUCCACAGUCAAUGUUAUCUCUAUCAGCUUUAAUCCAGAGGAUUUGGGAGAUGAGUAUGAGGUGAAAUCGGAGGUGAGAUUUCUGACAAAAGAAGGCACCACCAACAAUGCAUUUCCCUACUCAUCUCCAGAUGGGAAACAAUUGGUGUUCAGAUCGGGGCGAUCAGGGCACAAGAAUCUGUACAUAAUGGAUGCAGAGAAAGGUGAGGAAGGGUGGAUUCGACCCCUAACUCAAGGCCCUUGGAUUGACACCAUGCCCUGCUGGUCUCCGGACGGACAAUGGAUUGCUUUCUCCUCCAACCGACAUGACCCACAUCAGGAUGUGUAUUUCAGCGUCUAUUUAAUCCAUCCGGAUGGAACAGGGCUACACCGAAUACCUGGUUGUGAUAAGGAUAGGAUCAAUCAUAUUGUCUUCAGCCCCGAUUCGAAAAGCUUACUGUUUCCUGCCAGUUAUAGUGGGGUAUCGGCGGAACCCGUUUCUCUGCCCCACCACUACCAGCCUUAUGGAGAGAUUUUUGUGUCUGCAUUGGAUGGAAGUCAUCUGCAGAGGCUGACGUUCAACUCUUAUGAAGAUGGGACUCCAGUGUGGCACCAGGGUUCCAGUGCUAAUGAAUUGGAUUUCGAUUCUCUGUCUGUAGAGAAGCUUAAGGGUGAAUUUGAUGAACCUCUUUGGCUUGCAAAAUCAUAGAGAUGCUCUGGUUUUCAAAACUCCUGGGUAUCAUAAGGAGAGGUCCAAUCGAAAUAAAUCUCACCCUUUUGAUGUUCUCUUGUUGAAUGACUGCCCUAAAUGGACACGCUUUUCAGAUUGUAAAGGAAUGAAAGGACAUUCCUCACUGCUUACUUUUCAGAGGGUUUUGUAUCACUCUUGUAAGAAAGAAAAUUUGAAUCAGCCCCCGACAGAAAUUAUGUAAUUUCAUUACUUAAUUAUUUUCAACUAUUGUAAAAUUUUCAUUACAAUAAAAAGGAUUGCAUAAUAUUAUAAUUCC
This is a messenger RNA of Cryptomeria japonica (Japanese cedar), 2601 nucleotides long. RefSeq lists its product as uncharacterized. The transcript has a single exon. The coding region runs from base 270 to 2303 and encodes 677 amino acids. NCBI's taxonomy places the organism in Eukaryota, Viridiplantae, Streptophyta, Pinopsida, Cupressales, Cupressaceae. The record is from RefSeq and is a predicted model, not a curated record.